Paramecium tetraurelia is the source of this 603-nucleotide messenger RNA. RefSeq lists its product as uncharacterized. Gene Ontology annotation, molecular function: RNA polymerase II complex binding. The record is from RefSeq and is a predicted model, not a curated record. Gene Ontology annotation, biological process: transcription elongation by RNA polymerase II. The transcript has 3 exons. Gene Ontology annotation, cellular component: transcription elongation factor complex. Lineage: Eukaryota; Ciliophora; Oligohymenophorea; Peniculida; Parameciidae.
AUGGGAGGAAGAAGAAAAUCGAAUAGAAUGCCAAAAAAAGAAAAAGUUUAAUCAAUUAAAACCAUAUUUGAUUGUGCUCUUUGCGGCUAUAAAAACUGCGUAAUUGUUAAAAUAAAAAAAAUAAUUAAGAUUGCAGAAUUAAAUUGUGAUAAAUGUUAAGUUUCCUUUCAUACUAAAAUCAAAGGAUUAGAUGAGGCUAUUGAUGUAUAUCAUAAAUGGUUGGCUGAAUUGAAACAAAAGAAACUUACUAAAGAAUAACCAGAAAACAGAUUUGAUGAUAACUCAAGCGGAGAUGAAGGUGCCGGAAGAAAUGUAGAAGAAAUUCUUAAGGACUAAGGAGAUGAUGAUAAUAAAUCUUAAUUUAGCGCUGAUUCAUUAGAUGAAAAAAAUCCAUAAUAAACCAAUCAUAAUGAGAAAAACACAAAAGGCAAACUUAAGAAGCAACACUCAGAUGAUGGAAAUAAUGAAGAGGAUGAUGACGAUGAUGAUGAUGAUAUUUCUGAUGAAUCAAAAUUAGACUCUGAGAGAAUUUCAGAUAUAGAUAGCCUACUAAGUGAUGCUGAUGAUGCCGAAGAAAUUAUUAAGAAAUUUAGAAAACGUUGA